AUGAACGGGUUCGUCAAUAAGUUUUGCGAUGAAUAUAAUAAAAUAUAUUCAAGUGGGCAUCGUAGCGGCAUGAGCGACGAAGAUGUAUUUAAAAAGGCGUUGAAGAUGUACAAGGCGAACAAUGGUAAUACCUCGUUCGCACACGUUCGCGCGUGGGAAGUUUUGCGAACGCACCAAAAAUGGGCGCCGAUUCCCAACGAAGUGGUGAUGGCGAAGUGGCAAAGGACAUCGGAAUCGGGUAGUUUUAGCGCCGAUGGAUCGGACGCGAGGUGUCACAUAAACUUAAACGAUGACGCCGAGUUCGACGAAGAGGAAUACGCCGUGUAUGAAGCGGAGCGUCCCACGGGCCGGGACAAAUCAAAGAAGGAGCGGGCGAAGGAGAAAGAAAAGCAAAAGUGGACCCGAAGAUGGAUGAGUUUAUGGCACAAUUCAAAACGUACACCGAGGUCACGGCCCAAAAAGGCGAAGGCGAAUGAGCGGGCCAUCAAAGAAAAGUCUCGUGUGGCUGGAGAAAAGUUACGCGAAAAGGUCCGAUUGUCCGAUGAAAAGAUUCGGCUCAAGGAAUGGGAAAUAAUAACGAUGGAUGUCGAUAAUUAUCCCGAGCCGAAACGUUCGAUGUUGAAAAAACUACAAACCGACAUCAUGAAGAAGUAUCAAAUUAUUUAA
Messenger RNA from Helianthus annuus (common sunflower), 666 nucleotides. RefSeq lists its product as uncharacterized. The transcript has a single exon. The record is from RefSeq and is a predicted model, not a curated record. Bases 1 to 666 code for a protein of 221 amino acids. Lineage: Eukaryota; Viridiplantae; Streptophyta; Magnoliopsida; Asterales; Asteraceae.